Molecule: messenger RNA, 2380 nt
Organism: Hordeum vulgare subsp. vulgare (domesticated barley)
Lineage: Eukaryota; Viridiplantae; Streptophyta; Magnoliopsida; Poales; Poaceae
Product: protein FLOWERING LOCUS T-like
Exons: 4
Coding region: 1624-2148 (174 amino acids)
Source: RefSeq, a predicted model, not a curated record
UUGAGUCCUGAAGAUAGUCACCCAAGGAGCUUUCAGUUUAAUGGUAUAUAGAAAUUACUCCCGCUGUCCCAUAAUGUAAGACGUUUUUUGACACAGUAGUUAAGUGACAGAAUGUCCCUGUGGGUUCCAGCCAACCUAAAAUUUCUCAGAGCACAUAGCAUGAUAUGAAGGAUGGCAAUAUUAUACAAUUACAGGAGCAGGGAAUGACUAAUUUUCAAGACCAAAAAACAAGAAUUUAUAUGUUCAUCUAUUGGAUAGAUAAGCAAAAAUGCAUUUGAAUCUCAGUUUUUAUGACGCUGUAAGUCCAGAACAGAUAUAGUUACUGUUCAAACUUUGUAUGUUGGCUUUUCGAAAAGGAAAAUGGCUGUGCUGAAAUUGUCAUUUCAAACUCAACUGCAGGACCUUAGUCACAUUAUGCCUGUUUCUGUUUGAGCAUUUAGUCCCGUGGGCUAGAUCUCGAUUGGAAGAAUAACAAACAAUCAUAUCCGAGAAUAUAUGAAAACAAAAACUAAAGUCAAUCUGCCACCUCAUCUUCAUCUAAACUACCACUCUAUUUUUUUAAGGAUGAACUAGGCUUGGUUCUGUAUUCCAGAUGUCGGGAUGCAUUGAAAUAAACCACACACCUGUACCACUAAUUUGCUUCAAAAGCCUCUACUCGAUAAAAGCACUAUCAAGCAACAAAUUAUUAAAUUGGAAGAUGGCAAUGAACAGGUGUCAAUAGAAAUCCGGUAACCACUUUAUAUCAUUGUGGUAUAUUAAUAUUCCCAACCAAUCAUGGUCAGAAACCCGCUUUUGCCAUUCAUAUUAAUUAGUAGAUCAUGGCUGCAAAUACCAUUAAAAUAAAAUCAUUUCUAGUAUGUAUGCUCUAACUUGUAUACAGCAGCAAAAUAUGACACUGGCAAGUACUGGACCUGUUAGGAGGGCUAAGGCAGGGGCCAAAGGGCUUAGGGUCAUCCCUGCCCUCCUCCUGGGACGUCCAUUGAUACAUUUGUAACACCGUUGUACUAGCCUCUUAGGAGGAUGCCCCCCCCCCUUUUCAAUGCAAUGAAACGCAAAGGCUUUUGCGUUUUCUCAAAAAAAAAAGUACUGGACCUUUUGAUGCUUACUUAUCCCAUUUGCCUAGAACUAUUAUUGAGGAAGAGGGAGGGAACUUUUUUGUUGAGCCUGAAGAACAUAAGUUUUGCCAAUCUGAAAGACAAGUCAAAAAGGCAAUCAACUUUUCACUAAGAACGUAUCAUGUCUAUGGUUCCAGAUAUAGGGAAUAAGUAAGCGUGGCCAUCAGAUUUUAUUCCAUCGAUGUGGAAUUGCAUUGGACACUCCUUCAAUUAGUGUAGGCUUAGAGAGUGGACAGGCCUAAAUAUUUCCAGUGAUGGCGACCAAUAUCAUACUCUACCUUAAAGUUAGAUUCCAAGGCGUCUGGAGCUCAUAACUCCUGAUAUCAUGAAUGCCUUCAGCACUUUGAUUGUUAGUAUAUAUAGGGCAUGCACCUGCACUCAUCAGUUCACCCAAGUUCACAUCUCAAACUAAGUUAGCUUGUCCAGAGCCCAACUCAAACUAAGUUGGCUUGUCCAGAACCCAACCCAUUCUUACUCAACCCCCGAAGAUUGUUAAUCUUCACUAACCAUGUCAAGGGAGGCACUUGCCAUAGGACAUGUUGUUGGGGAUAUUUUGGACCCAUUUGUCAAAGCAGCAUCACUUAAGGUUAUGUACAACGGCAAGGAACUAACCAAUGGUUCUGAGCUCAAGCCGUCACAAGUAGCAACUGAACCAAGGAUUGACAUUGCUGGGCGCGACAUGAGGAACCUUUACACUCUGGUGAUGGUGGAUCCUGACUCGCCAAGUCCAAGCAACCCAACAAAAAGAGAAUACCUUCACUGGUUGGUGACAGACAUCCCAGAAUCAACGAAUGCCAGUUAUGGAAAUGAAGUCGUCAGUUAUGAAAGCCCAAAACCAACUGCAGGAAUACAUCGUUUUGCUUUUAUACUCUUCCGCCAAUCCGUCCGGCAAACAAUAUAUGCACCAGGAUGGAGACCAAAUUUCAAUACAAGAGACUUCUCCGCACUUUAUGCUCUUGGACCCCCUGUGGCAGCAGUGUUCUUCAAUUGCCAAAGGGAGAACGGAUGUGGAGGCAGGCGAUACAUUAGAUAAAUAUGGAAGCAUUAUUAUUACCCAUCCUCUAAAGGCAGGAUGUUUAACUAAAAUGUGAGAACAUAAACAAGGUCCACAUCGCAAGGCAAUAGUAAAUGCUGGACCGUACCAUUUCAUGUAUCUUAGUUAAAAAUUUACAAUGCCAUGUAUGCAAGUACUAAACAGGGUGCUUUCAGAAUGAAUUUAACUACAGUCAUGCAAGUACUAAACAGGGUGCUUUUGGAGUGAAUUU